This is a messenger RNA of Tribolium madens (black flour beetle), 1777 nucleotides long. It is a transcript of the gene Pdk, whose product is annotated as pyruvate dehydrogenase (acetyl-transferring) kinase, mitochondrial. Gene Ontology annotation, molecular function: pyruvate dehydrogenase (acetyl-transferring) kinase activity. Gene Ontology annotation, cellular component: mitochondrion. Gene Ontology annotation, biological process: protein phosphorylation; regulation of glucose metabolic process. The coding region runs from base 156 to 1421 and encodes 421 amino acids. The record is from RefSeq and is a predicted model, not a curated record. Lineage: Eukaryota; Metazoa; Arthropoda; Insecta; Coleoptera; Tenebrionidae. The transcript has 6 exons.
AAAUAUCGAAGUGAUAGAAACUUUGCUAUAUUCUCAUCGCAAACAGUAUAUAAAAUAUCACACCGACAAGGUCAUUUCAGUUUUGUUAUGAGAUAGUGUGAUUCAAGUGCUGUGAGAUAACUUCUGAAUAAAAUCACACGAGUUUUUAAGCGAGAAUGAAACUGACAGCGAGGGCAUGUCAAAGCAUUGCAAAAAUGCUGGAUUUUUACUCCCAAUUCAACCCGUCGCCUUUAUCUAUCAAGAAAUUUAUAGAUUUUGGUUUGAAUGCAUCUGAACAAAAAUCCUUUAUCUUCUUGCGAAAAGAAUUGCCAGUCCGUUUGGCCAACAUCAUGAAAGAGAUCGCCCUCCUGCCUGAAAAUCUCCUCCGGAUGCCCUCAGUGGUGGCCGUCAACGAUUGGUACAUUCGUAGUUUUCAAGAAAUAAUCGAAUUCGAAAAGAAGGAAAUCAACCAUGAGACCCUCAAUUACUUCUGUGAUAGUUUAGUGAAAAUCCGGAAUCGACAUGCCGACGUGGUUGAAACGAUGGCUCAAGGGGUACUCGAAUUGAAAGAGUCCCACGAUGUCGAUCACCAAACAGAGCACAGUAUACAGUAUUUUUUGGAUCGGUUCUAUAUGUCAAGGAUAUCGAUUCGAAUGUUGAUCAAUCAACACACACUUCUAUUCGGGGGACAAUUGGAAAAUGCACCUGGGCCCAACCAAAGCAAAUACAUUGGCUGUAUCGAUCCUCAGUGUGACAUCGUAAGUGUUAUUAAAGACGCCUACGAAAACGCACGGUUUCUGUGUGAUCAAUAUUAUUUAGCUUCGCCAGACUUAAUCAUCAAUCAAUCACAACAUAAUGAAUUGCAACAAGAAGGACGAAUUAAUAUCGUUUAUGUACCGUCACAUCUUUACCACAUGUUGUUUGAGCUGUUCAAGAAUGCAAUGAGAGCGGUUAUGGAGUAUCACGUGUCUAAUGACAAGUAUCCACCAAUCACGGUCACUAUAGCCAAGGGGAAAGAAGACAUUUCGCUUAAGAUGUCGGACCGAGGAGGGGGUAUCGCCCGAUCCACCACGGAGCACCUGUUCAAAUACAUGUACUCGACAGCCCCCCAGCCCAGCAAAUCGGACGCACAUACAGUUCCACUAGCCGGUUACGGUUAUGGUUUGCCCAUUUCGAGAUUAUAUGCUCGUUAUUUCCACGGAGACCUUGUUUUGUUGUCUUGUGAAGGUGAUGGAACCGAUGCCGUUAUAUAUUUAAAAGCGUUAUCGAAUGAAGCAAACGAAUUGCUUCCAAUUUUCAAUAAAACCACAUCGAAAUUCUAUAGAACGGUGGUACAAACAGGUGAUUGGUCUAAUCAGGCUGCUAACGUGAGUCAGAGGACGAUCAGUACUCACUAUAAGAAACACCAACUUCCGCAAGAAUCAAUGACAGGGGCUAUAUAGCUAGAGGAGUAACUUUUUAGUUAGUUUAGAUUUAGUUGGACGGUUUAUUUAAGGUUAAAAUAUUGGUAAAUGCAUGUGUGAUAAAAUUUGUUGCAAUUUAGACUGAAAAAAUUAGUCGUUGCUGAAUUAAUAUACUUGAAAAGCACGUAUUUGCAUGAAUGUUGUGAUGUAUUAAAUAUCCAUGUAAUGGAGAAAAGUAACUAGAGCUGUUAUCUAAUGUUAAGCUUAUAUUUUAUAGACCGAUAGGUCUCAAAAUAUCAUGUUAAUAAAUUUUUAGAAAUUUUAAGUUUGUAAAAAUGUAUAUAAGAUAUUUAAAGAAAUUAUUUUUAAAUUAUGUAUUAUAUUUAUGACUGAAG